Molecule: messenger RNA, 4543 nt
Organism: Aricia agestis (brown argus)
Lineage: Eukaryota; Metazoa; Arthropoda; Insecta; Lepidoptera; Lycaenidae
Gene: Sulf1
Product: extracellular sulfatase SULF-1 homolog
Exons: 17
Coding region: 313-4437 (1374 amino acids)
Molecular function (GO): glycosaminoglycan binding; N-acetylglucosamine-6-sulfatase activity
Source: RefSeq, a predicted model, not a curated record
UGGACACAGUCGUACAGCCCGUGUCCGAUUUCACGUUAAAAACUUUACGUACGAACGUUUAUUUAUUUAAUUUUGUGUUAUAUUUUAGUCUAGUUUUUGUUUGAAUUUUAUUUUUAAGAGUGUCGUCUUUGGACCAUCGGCUUCUAGUGAAUGAGAAGAAGUUCCCGUUGCACCUUUUCUGGUAAACAACGAUGGCAUUUGGCUUCUUGAAGAACAUAAUGUGGCCUAAAAUAAUAUUAUUGACCUAAUGAUGCCAAAAGAAAUACUGGAAUAAAAAUUUGGGCGUUAUAGACAAUACAAUUAAAGAGAAAGAUGAAUUUCAAAAUAAUAUCGUUACUGCUGACAUGGAACUUCAUCUUGAUAACGGCCAGAAGAGAACUAGAAAGCGAGGAGUCAGCCAGAGCAAGAGAACUGAGAAACAAAGAGAACAACAGAAACAGAACUACUUUUAAUGGCACUCUUACCGACCUGGCGGAAAGGCGAUACCUGAGGCACAGAAACAGCUCCAGAUUUCGAGGGGACCGGCGCAGAGCGUGGGACAGGGAGCACGAAGUCAGAAGGGACAGGCGAAGAGGUGAAUCACAUUCAGAGGAAUACGUCUCCAACCGAACUGAUCCCCAUAGGAACGACAAACGCAAGCCCGAUAAACACAAUAAAAGUAGCGCCGACAAAGUUAGCGACAGAAAGAAAGUGAACCCGAAGGUCCCAGACCGCACGUUUCCAGCGAAAGAAAAUUCCACGCGUACCAAAGCGAAGGCCACAAAAUGGCAGUCCGGUGGCUACAUCCCGUACCCUCAGCCCAGGGAGAAGAAGCCGAAUAUAAUUCUUAUAUUAACGGACGAUCAGGACGUGGAGCUAGGUAGUUUGAACUUUAUGCCGCGAACCAUGAAAGCCAUUAGAAGUGCCGGAGCGGAGUUUCGUCACGCCUACACGACGACACCUAUGUGCUGCCCGUCCAGGAGCUCCCUCCUGACCGGCACGUACGUCCACAACCACAACGUUUACACCAACAACGACAACUGCUCGUCGCCGAUGUGGCAGGCGACGCACGAGACCAACACCUUCGCUACAUACCUCUCCAACGCGGGGUACAGGACCGGGUAUUUCGGCAAGUAUCUGAACAAGUACAACGGGUCGUACAUCCCCCCCGGGUGGCGGGAGUGGGGCGGCCUCAUCAUGAACUCCAAGUACUACAACUACAGCAUCAACAUGAACGGCAAGAAGAUCAAACACGGUGACGACUAUCACAAAGACUACUACCCAGAUCUAAUAGCGAACGAUUCCAUCGCGUUCCUGCGCGCGAGCAAGCAGCGCUUCUCGCGGAAGCCGGUGCUGUUGGUGAUGUCGUUCCCCGCGCCGCACGGCCCGGAGGACUCCGCGCCGCAGUAUAGCCAUCUCUUCUUCAACGUUACCACACACCACACGCCCACUUACGAUUUGGCGCCAAACCCAGACAAGCAAUGGAUUCUGCGAGUGACGGACAAGAUGAAACCCAUCCACAGACAGUUUACAGAUCUUUUGAUGACCAAACGGUUGCAGACAUUGCAGAGUGUGGAUAUGGCUGUGGAGCGAGUGUACCAGGAGCUGAAAGCGUUAGGCGAGCUGGACAACACGUACCUCGUGUACACGUCCGACCACGGCUACCACCUCGGCCAGUUCGGCCUCGUCAAGGGCAAGAGCUUCCCCUUCGAGUUCGACAUACGAGUGCCCUUCCUGGUCCGCGGCCCGGGAGUCGAACCUGGGACUGUGGUGGACGAUAUCAUACUCAACAUCGACCUGGCGCCCACAUUCCUGGACAUGGGUGGUGUGGAGCCACCAGCUCAUAUGGAUGGGCGGUCGUUGCUGCCGCUGUUACAGCCACGCCGACGACGAUUGGCGGCCGCGCACUGGCCAGAUACAUUCCUUGUCGAGAGUUCAGGUCGUAGAGAAACGCAGGCUCACUUGAAGUACAGCAGGGAAAUGAACGAGAGGAUCACCACCUCAUCACCACACGAGUCGUCCUCUGAAAGUGGCGACUUCGAUGAUGAUUCAGAAGAUGACUUCCUGGAGCUGGACGAUGAUGACGACGAUGAUGUAGAGGACGACGAUACAAGCACCGAUACGACAGUGACAAACAAGUCAUCGGAACCUCUUAUCACAAACGAAAGCCACAAUCCUAUCCUCGAAGCGACGCUGGAAAGAGUUCUGGAUGAAGACAUCAAUCCCAGUAGUCAACUUAGCUACCUUAACACUUCAGAUGCUGUAGCAAGUAUCAUAAGCAGCAAAGCGGCCCGCUUGGCAGCUGAAUGUUCCAAAGUGGAACUGCGGGCGCCAUGCUCCACGGGAAGAAAAUGGAAGUGCUUGCUUGUCAAUGGUCGCUGGCGAAAACACAAGUGCAAGUUCGAGCCGGAAGUAAAACCAGUGCAGUCAAAGAUGAGCACGAAGAAGUGUGCCUGUUUCACACCGAGCGGUCUCGUCUACACGAGGUUGGAAACAGAUGGAAAUAUAGCACGACGACCGGGAGACUCACAAAGAGAUAACUCAACUCGAAACAAAAGAGAAAUUGACAACGAUGUGUUCGAACCCAACACAGUAGACAGUAUUCUGGAGGAAAACCCCAGCAUCGGACAUUUGGGCUUCAAAAAUGAGCAGGUCAGCGAAAGAGAUAAGAAGAAUGUGGAAGAAAAAAUCGAUAGACUGAUUAAAGAAACGGAAGCUUUUCUAGAAGCUUAUGAACGAACCAAAGAAAACAUAGAGCUUAAAAAAAGAAUAAAACGAAGAGCUCAACAUUGGUCCCAUACGAAUCGUAAACCAAAAAAAUCUGAUGCUAUGAUAAACAACAAUGACUCUUCAUUAGAAUGUAAGAUAGAAAAAGACGGAACUGUUAAUUGUUCGUCUGUUAUUUAUAGCGAUUUAAAAGCGUGGCAAACUAAUAGGUUAAGUUUAGAAGAUCAAAUACGACAAUUAAGAACGAAGCUAGAGGAUUUAAAGGAAAUAAAAAGGCAUUUAAAGAAUAGUAAACCAAUAGUCGAAGUACAAACAAUGAGUCCAACUUACUCUUACAAUCAUUUUCACAACAAGUCUAAUCAUAAUACCACGAAAGAUAGCAAACAAAGACUACACAGAAUGAAAACAAAGCAUAGAAAUGGUACGACAUUCGAUAAGAAAUUCAGACAGUCGAAUGAGUAUAUUUUACCUACAUCAAAUACCAAUACCAGAAAUGAUGUAUUCGAUAGACAGGUAAAUAAUGAAACAUCAACAGAAACCGUCAUUGUUGCGGCAUCAAACAGUGAUAAAGUCGUAACACAAACGCUAGGUGAACUACCAAAGCCUGUAGUAACAACGCAUAUCACAGAAGCCUCAACCGAAGAAAGUAAAGAAAAUAUAACGCAAAGUACAACUCAAAGUGAACCGGUACAAACCACCACAGAAACAAAUAUCUUCAGCUUGUACAAAGUAAACCGAUCUACUCUAGAGAACGAAGUCAUAACACCCCAAGAAUACAGAACAACGCCCAAAGACUUGAUAUCUACUCUCCAUUAUUAUAAUUCAGCUGUAGAUAAAAUCCUAUCAAUGCAUAAAACAAGCACUCCUCCAACAUUUUCAAAAGUCAAACAUGAAAAUAUAACAGACGCACCAACUUCUACUCUGUCUUCAAGUCUAGGACCAACUAGAUUUGAUGCAUCAGAGUACGAAGAGAAGAACCCUAUUAGAGGAAGUUUGCAAAAUGGCGAUGUUUUUGGAAAGCCAGUCGACGUUUUCCAAAGAAGAUUGCAUCCAUUGUUUAUAGAAAAUGAGGACAAACACGUGUGCUACUGUGAAGAAAAUAGGAAAACAAAAUCACCAACAAACAACUUCUUGGAAGCAGCUCAAAAAGCUAGAGAAGAAAGACGUAAGUUGAAGGAACAAAGAUUACGAAAGAAGCUGAGGAAAGCAAAGAAAAAGGCGGAGUUAGAGAAGUUAUGCGAGUCGGAGCGCAUGAACUGUUUCCGGCACGACAACGACCACUGGCGGACGGCGCCGCUGUGGACGGCCGGCCCGUUCUGUUUCUGCAUGAGCGCUUCCAACAACACAUACAACUGCGUGAGGACCAUCAACGCGACGCAUAACCUGCUGUACUGCGAGUUCGUCACGGGAUUGGUCACUUACUACAACUUGAGGAUAGAUCCAUUCGAAACUCAGAACCGCGUGAAAUAUCUGACGGCGGCGGAGAGGGAAUACUUCCACAACCAGCUACAGCAGCUGCUGAGCUGCCGCGGCCCGUCUUGCAGACGGUUCUCACAUUCCAAUGCUUACGGUAGCAGCGAAGAGUUGCACAGACGUUAUGAGGAUGAUCAUCUGAUGUACAGAGGAGACCCAAUAUCGUAUAGACAAAGGGCUUGGAGGAUGGGCAGCUACGGUCGUCGGUACGCGCGGACGAGGGACAUUCAUCGCCGGCGACACACGAUGGCGUUCUAGUCGAUUAAUUUAUUUUCCGGAGAGACACCGACUUCAUAAUAUACAGACACCUGUAACCAGUAGGCCUACUACGAAACUGUUUUGAGACUCAAACAAUUGGACGAGA